Messenger RNA from Oreochromis niloticus (Nile tilapia), 3962 nucleotides. It is a transcript of the gene exd3, whose product is annotated as exonuclease 3'-5' domain containing 3. Gene Ontology annotation, molecular function: 3'-5' exonuclease activity; nucleic acid binding. The transcript is spliced from 20 exons. Lineage: Eukaryota; Metazoa; Chordata; Actinopteri; Cichliformes; Cichlidae. Gene Ontology annotation, biological process: nucleobase-containing compound metabolic process. The coding region runs from base 368 to 2656 and encodes 762 amino acids. The record is from RefSeq and is a predicted model, not a curated record.
AGAAUAGUCGUGGUGAAAUAUUUCUCCCUAGUUUCAGUUUACAGGCAGCAUUACCUAUGGGACUCGUACCGUUUUAAGUAAGUUCCGUAUAUAUAGAGUCUGCUGUUACAUAUUCAGGUUUGCAGUUGGAGCUUUGGCAUGAUUUAUCAGUUAUGGUGUGUGAAUAUGUGGCCAAAAAAAAACAAAUGCAUGUAUAGUUUAAAAGGAAGCGCCGCCUAAGACCAACUUGUGGGCGAAAUUGGCCCACAAGCGGACCAAACACACUGAUUGUAAUGCAUUAACACGAAGCUACAAGCGAGCUGGCUUACUUGAGGUGUGCUAACUGUAUAAAACUGAGUGAUAGCCGCACCUCAUCCUGCAGACAGAAAUGAGCCAUACUACUCCAGAGGCAUCGGGUCUUGACCCUGCCAUGCUGAGAGACCAACUCUUCGACCUGUGGAACCGGAAAGAUCUGCAGAUGCUACAUUUGGCAGCCCUCCAGGGAUUUUCAAAGCUGUCUGAGCCUCUGGAGGCCUUACUAACAAUCCUGGAGAGUUGUCCGGGCAAACAGAAAGGUCGGAGCCACACCCUUGGCCAUCACAUACUCAUGGAAUUCCAGACAUGGAUUAAGGAACAUCCUCAGGUCAAUCUGAGUUCAGUGUCGGAACAGCAAGCAGUGGCACUCCAACGGCGUGCUCUCAACUUGCUGACAGAUACCCAGCCAAACUUUGUAGACAGUCUCAUAAACAUCUACCAACUCAAUUCACUGGAUCCAGCCAUACUCCGAUUGCACAUUACUGGGUUGCAUGCUCUCAACUGCUACAAAGAGGCAGCAACGCUCAGUAUUAAGCUGAAUUUACAGGAAGAGUUAAAUAUGGAGGAGAUGUGUGUACCGCUAAUCGUGCAGGAUAAGAUGUCGGUGGCCGUGUCCUUUGUCUCAGGCUACAGUCAUCUAGAGGAACGAUUGGUUAAACUUCUAGACUCUUGGUGUCACCCCAGCUUCUGUGUGGCAGAGCUAAACAGUCAGUUCCCUCGCCUCAAUCUGACCAAACAACGGAUGGAACAGAUCCAACCAAAAAUGCUCACCAAACACGUCCUGCGACUCAUGGAGAAAUUCAAGAUCGAUAAAGGACUGUGUCCCAAUGCACUGCACAAGAGGAGACUAGACUCUCUGCGUUUCCUCAUGUACAAGAGGUUUGUGGAUAAAGGCAUGACUGAAGAGAACUGGAUUGAUCAUGUACAGUAUGUAGUGGCAGAUGACCUUGAGCUGCAGAUCCACUUGGUGGAGAUGUUGGUGAGGUACUCUUGUCUUCGGAAAGCCUCCCAGUGGUCACUGAGAUACAACAUCCCCAGAUAUCGACUUCCCUAUGGAGUAUGGGAAACCCAGCAGAGUCUACCACGUGCUCUACAACAGAUAUCUCUGAGUGAUACUGCAGAAACUGAGUGGGAGUCAGCUCAGUCUCACUGUGAGAAAUUCUACCAAGUGCCACUUACCAAAGACAAGGUGCACUUUGUGGACACACCAGAAGCUCUCGAGAGAUGUCAAAGCAUUGUGCUCAAGGAAGGCGUUGUAGUCGGAGUCGACAUGGAGUGGCAGCCAACAUUUGGCUGUAUCUCAACUCAGCAAGUGGCCCUGAUACAACUUGCAGUUUCUGAUCGGGUUUUCCUAGUAGACCUCUGUGCUAGGAGAUUCUGUGAGCACCCAGAAACAAUUCGUUUCAUCAGGAGCUUGUUCUCCCAACAAAGUGUCCUUAAACUAGGAUAUGGUAUGGCCGGUGAUCUUAAGUGUCUGUUGGCCACCUGGCCCCAGUUACAAGAAGACCCACUGAAAAUGGAGGGGAUGCUUGAUCUUCUAAGUAUACAUAAAAAAAUUCAACAUAGUGCACUCAGCCGGACUCAUAAUGGCCCUAAAGAGGUACUGGUGGGAGAGGACUGUGCAGAAAAGGGCCUCAGUCUGUUGGUACAACAGGUCCUGGGAAGGCCCCUGGACAAGACAGAGCAGAUGUCCAACUGGGAGAAGCGGCCUCUACGCAUCAGCCAAAUUAGAUAUGCAGUGGCAGAUGCCUACUGUUUGCUGGAAGUGUACUCUGUCGUCUCCCGCAACCCAGCAUCUUUUGGGCUGCCUGAUGACCUGCGCAGCAUAUCUUCAAGCCAAUCGGAGAUGAGCAGAGACAAGAAGCUGAAGGAGAAAAAGGGCAAGCAAACAAAACAGACCCUUGAGAAAGAGGAAUGUCAGGGGGCUCAAAGGGUCAGCCCCUCUCGUUCAGAUCCAGAGAAAGGCGUCUUGUAUGGUGAGAAGCCUUCAGAAGAUUCCCCACCGCUACCCCCUCAGCAGUUGCGGGUGGUGUGUGACAACAUGCUGCAGGGACUCGGAAGAUACCUGCGUUGUUUAGGAGUUGACGUGGUCAUGUUGGAGAACACUGAUGAUCACAGGGUUGCAGCUAAGUUAGCGCAGGCUGAAGGCCGUGUCAUACUUACAUGUGGACAACCAUUCCAAACUUUGCGUUCCCAGGUGGCGGAGGGUCGCUGUCUCUCCCUAGACUGCUCAGAAAAGGCCAGAGACCAGGCGGUUCGAGUUCUCAAACACUUUAACGUCCAGCCCACUCCCAGCGAUAUAUUCAGCCGUUGUCAGAGUGAAGAUGUCUGCAGGGACGAAAAGUUCACAACAGACAAAUGAAGAAAAUUAUACAUGACUUGAUGCAGAGUUGGAUACAGAUAAAAUCUGUGUAAUUCAACAGUUAGUCCAAAAUAUUAAUAUUAUUUCUUGGUCAUUACUAGUUACAUUUAGCUUAUACACAACUUUAAUCAAGAGAAACACAAGAAUGAAAGUUAUUAUUUUAGUGAGAAAUAUCAUGAGUGGAAGAAUUUCUUAAUUUUUUUUAAAGCUUCUGCUUUAGUAAUGUAGUCGAAUUCAAAGGAAAAAAGCUUGUGGUAAAGGUGGUAUGUUUAAGACAGAAAGAAAGUGGAAGCAUUUUUGAACUCUUUACUGGCACGGCUACAAGGAAAUAAAGUGCUGACAGCAUGGGAAGAUGUUGAGCAUUCUUAUGUUCCUUAUGUUGGAGAUGGAAAAGAGACUUGCACUUGUGGUUAAGCUGUGCAAAAAAUCACACAGAGUUUGGCUCACCUCUCACCUCUCACCCCACCCCAACACACACACACACACACACACACACACACACACACACACACACACACACAGGAGUCAACAGGGAGAGGCCUUACCUCACUGUAUUUUGUGGUUUUCUUUAUGACUGAUUUUAUGAUGAAAGAUAUUAACAAGCUGAUUGGUGUAGGGUGUGUGUGGGUGUUGUAGUAGUAGCAGGGAGGCUAAACAAAUGUAUUUAGCAGUAAAUCUAAGGUCAUCUUUAGUAAAAGGAGGAGGAGGGUGAAGUCGAUCCACGUUACGUCACGUUUAUGUUCAAAGUAGCCAUUUUAGAGCAUCCAGGGUAUCUAAUUAUUAUCCCUCCUGAGCCUGACUCCCUCUUUGUGGAGGUAUUCUCAGCAUGUCCAAAUGGGGGCAGACCCUGGGGCAGACCCAGGAGACUCCGAAUGGGAUUGCAUAUCCCAUCUGGUCUGGGAAUUCCUCAGCAGGGGCUGGAAGAUGUUGUGAGGAAGUGGGAUGUCUGUGUUUCAUUGUUUAGCUUGCUGCCACCACAGCCUUGACCAGUGCCACUGCUGGGAGAUGGGGGAAGAUGUAUAAAAGAUGCAAAAACUAAUGGAUAGGGAAAAGGAGAGUCAAACAUGCUGUGGCUCACUAAGAAAAUUCACCAUAACACAAUGGAUGAGAAGUAGCUUUAAGAUGAAGACUUGAUUUAAAAACAUGGAGAAUAGAAAGUAAAGGAAUUUAACUGCAGAAGGAAUAAAGCUGAAUAAUUAUCUGCUUCCUAACAAACCUGUGUGUAUCCAUAAGUAAUACUAAAGUAGCAGCUCAUGUUUAUUAUUCAGAUCCGUAUUUUACCAUGCUUGUGGAAAAUAUGUUAAAA